AUGGAACCUCUGCCAUCCUCUCCAGUCUCCGAAAACAAGGAGACCUUGCUGAGGGAGAAGGAAUUACCUCAGAAUUCGCUUCAGGUAUCUCUCAGCUCCCCUGUGCAUUGGUUCCGAAUGCUUGCAAAGGAGAUGCACUGGAGCUUCGUGUACGGCAUUGUCGCUGUGAACGGGAUCAGCCAAGGCCUGGGCGGCGCCAUCUUCCGGGUGGCCUCGGACUACUACUGGAAGGAUGUUCAGCAGGCGCAGCCCUCGGCGGCCCAGGUGUACCAGGGGAUCACCUCACUUCCAUGGAUUGUGAAGCCUUUGUGGGGCCUUCUCACUGAUAUUCUCCCAGUGGCUGGUUAUAAGAGAAGGCCUUACUUUAUUUUAGCAGGUCUUUUGGGAGCCAUCUCAAUGCUUAUAAUGUGGUUGCAAAAUGGGAUGUGCACGGUGCUUGGUUUGUUGUUGCUGACUGCAGGGAGUGCAGGAGUGGCCAUAGCAGAUGUGACUAUUGAUGCUUGUGUUGCACAAAAUAGCAUAAAUCACCCUUCAUUGGCUGCUGAUAUGCAAAGCUUGUGUGGGUUUAGUUCAUCUAUUGGAGGUCUUAUUGGGUUCUCUAUAAGUGGCCUACUUAUGCAUGCCAUAGGUUCUAAGGGGGUUCUUGGCUUGUUGAGCAUCCCAGCUGCAUUGGUACUGUCAGUCGGAAUGGUGCUGAAAGAACUACAUGUGCCUAAUUUUGCGUAUAGACAAAUUUAUCAGAAGCUACUGCAAGCAAAUCGCACCGUGUGGGCAACAUUAAAAUGUUCUGAAGUUUGGCGGCCAUGCGUCUACAUGUUCACAUCACUUGCUUUGAACCUGAACAUCCAAGAAGGAAUGUUCUAUUGGUACACAGAUUCAGAAUCUGGCCCAUCCUUCUCUCAGGGAACCAUUAGCUUCAUUUAUUCCAUCGGCUCCGUGGGUUCACUGCUUGGUGUCUUGCUCUACCAAAACUUUCUAAAGGAUUAUUCCUUCCAUGGGUUGCUCUUUUGGAGCCAAUUACUUUCAAGUUUCACAGGAAUGCUGGAUUUAGUUUUGGUGCUACGUCUGAACUUGAAGUUUGGCAUGCCGAACCAUCUAUUUGCUGUGUUUGAUGAGAGUGUUUCUCAGAUGAUUGGGCGCAUCAAAUGGAUGCCUCUCCUUGUGCUCAGCUCCAAGCUAUGUCCCUGUGGAAUUGAAGGCACCUUCUUUGCUUUGCUUAUGUCGAUCGAUCAUGCCGGCAUGCUCGCAUCGUCAUGGGGUGGUGGCUUACUCCUUCAAGUCUUAAAGGUUUCUCGAUCAGAAUUUAGCAAUCUCUGGGUUGCCAUCUUGAUCCGUAGCUUGUUAAGAGUGGUGCCACUUGCUUUGUUGUAUCUGGUGCCUAAGAGCAAUCAACAUUCUGUUAUUCUUCCUGCUUAUGUCUUCAUGAAAAAUGGGGUCUCAGAAGCAGUUGAAGCAGGAGGCGAUGAUGUCGAACGGGCCUCACUUCAUGAAGAUACCUAACGGCUUCAACUUUGUCUAUCAGAUACCAUUGUGAAACUUUCAACAGAACACUUAUUUAGAAUCUAAGCUCAGAAGUGAAGAUUAGUUCUUUCCCAUGCUCUUCACAACAAUUUGGCAAGCACGUUAGAAAGUAUUAUGACUGCGUUCGGUUCAUUUCAGCAGCUCGCAGAGAAAAGAGUUUGCAGCUCAAUACAAGAAUCUUGGGAUUCACUAUAUGCCAAGGAUUCACCAUAUGCCUAGAUGCUCUGAAAGAACGGAUUUGGUCUGGAUUGGUUAAAUGCAUCCUAUAAGCUUGUAUGUUAACCUGUUAAGCUUUGGAGGCUUAUAUGCAGCCAGGCCCACAUUACUUAGGCUUGGGCUACUUUCUCUAUUCAUUUUAGUGUCUUUUUAAA
Phoenix dactylifera (date palm) is the source of this 1892-nucleotide messenger RNA. RefSeq names its product putative folate-biopterin transporter 2. NCBI's taxonomy places the organism in Eukaryota, Viridiplantae, Streptophyta, Magnoliopsida, Arecales, Arecaceae. The record is from RefSeq and is a predicted model, not a curated record.